This is a messenger RNA of Phascolarctos cinereus (koala), 599 nucleotides long. It is a transcript of the gene SSBP1, whose product is annotated as single stranded DNA binding protein 1. Gene Ontology annotation, molecular function: single-stranded DNA binding. The record is from RefSeq and is a predicted model, not a curated record. Gene Ontology annotation, biological process: positive regulation of helicase activity; mitochondrial DNA replication. Gene Ontology annotation, cellular component: mitochondrial nucleoid. Lineage: Eukaryota; Metazoa; Chordata; Mammalia; Diprotodontia; Phascolarctidae.
AGAAACUCCAAACCGGAUAAGAAGAAAAGAUACAAGCCAUGUUUCAAAGACCUGUUUUACAGGUACUUCGUCAAUUUGCAAGACAUUACUCUGAAGGAACUACCAGUUUAGUUCUUGAACGAUCUCUUAAUCGUGUCCAGUUACUUGGAAGAGUGGGUCAGGAUCCUGUUCUGAGACAGUCAGAAGGAAAAAAUCCAGUCACAAUCUUUUCUUUGGCCACAAAUGAGAUGUGGCGAUCAGGGGAAAGUGAGACAUCUCAGCAGAGUGAUGUCAGCCAAAGGACCACAUGGCACAGAAUAUCAGUUUUCAGGCCAGGCCUGAGGGAUCUGGCCUAUCAGUAUGUGAAAAAAGGGGCUCGAGUUUUUGUGGAAGGGAAAAUAGACUAUGGUGAAUAUGUGGAUAAAAACAAUGUGAGACGACAAGCCACAACAAUCAUAGCCGAAAAUAUCAUAUUUCUGAGUGACUACAUAAAAGAGAAGGAGUGAAAUGGACGACUCAUACAAGGCCAGUGUUGGAACAUCCUCGUUUUGAAAUCAUGUAUAAUCUUUGGAAUUGCUUUUGACAAGAAUUAAAAUACACUUCUACAUAUAUAUAUAAAA